UUCUUGAGUAGGAAGGCUAUCUUCAUCCCUGCCUACAGGUUGAGUUGGACAAACAUCGCCUAGGGCUGCAGGAGAACUGAGAAUUAGGAGUACAAGCAGGGAUUCAUCAUGCCAAUCAAACCCGUUGGUUGGAUAUGUGGCCAAGUAGUGAAGAACUUUUCCGGAAAAAUCGAGGGAUUACAGAAAGCAGUCAUGGACCUUGUAGACGAAUUUAAGGAUGAAUUCCCCACCAUAUUAAGAUUAUCACAGUCAAACCAGAAAACAGAUGAGGUCGUGAAAACAUCUAAAACAAAAAUGGCUACCACUCUUGCUAGGAUACAAGGAGGACCAGUCCUUCAAGGAUUACAUAAAAUAUCUAGAUCAUCAAAAUCAGUUGCCAAACUUUUGCACCCUCGACUCGCCCAUAGGCUUUUAGAACUAAAGACCAUAUCUCAUCGUCUGCUGAGGGAUAUAAACAUCCCAAAGCAACCUCUGUAUAAAGUUCAGGUCAGAAAGGGUUCUUUGUUAGAUGUAAUCUCCUUUCCAGCAAAAACUGUCUUUGCAAGUAUAAUAUAUGCAUCUUAUGCAGCGCUAAUUUACUUGACAGUCUGUAUUAAUGCAUUGCUGGAGAAGGCGAAGAAUAUUUUUCAAGAAGAAGAGUCCAUAAGGCAAAACAAAAAGGAUAGUUUUGAAGUUAGAAAAGCCUUUUCUGAACCUGUGUUUUCUGAAUGUGAAAUCAUAGCUAAGCCUUAUAGAUCUCUGCCGGAGAACCCAGACACUGUUCUCCUUUCCAAACUUCCUGAUAUUAAGUUGAGUAACAAUAUUCAAGUAUUACAUUCUGUAUUUGACCAAUCAAAUGAAAUGAAUGAAUAAGUAAA
Sarcophilus harrisii (Tasmanian devil) is the source of this 857-nucleotide messenger RNA. It is a transcript of the gene SPATA9, whose product is annotated as spermatogenesis associated 9. Bases 109 to 852 code for a protein of 247 amino acids. NCBI's taxonomy places the organism in Eukaryota, Metazoa, Chordata, Mammalia, Dasyuromorphia, Dasyuridae. The transcript is spliced from 5 exons. The record is from RefSeq and is a predicted model, not a curated record.